CUGAUGUGUCAAUUUUUCCUUGUCUUAGUUUAAAAAAAAUCGCAGUCUUGGUUAAGUAGGGGUGACCCCUUCUGCCAUACAUGUAUUUUAUAAUAGAGGGGCUUAUCAAUAAUAUAUUCAUACUUGGGAAAACUGUCAAAUAGGUCCUCGAACUUUCAUAAAAAAGUCAAUUAAGUCCUUCUAUAGGAGACUCUGUCCGGUCAUCGCGAUUUGGGGCGGUUCCCGGUGGAAUUUUUUGAUGAAAUUUUUAGAGCAUCUUAUUCAUCAAGUCUAGUUUACUCAUACCAAAUUUUAGCUAAAAUUUUAAUCGGGAGCACAUUCAAAUUAAUUCGAGAACGCAAAAAUGCGCAGUUAUCUUCAAGAAUUAAUUUGAAUGUGUUCCCGGUUGAAUUUUUAGCUGAAAUUUGGUAUGAGUAAACUAGACUUGGUGAAUAAGAAGCUCAAAAAAUUUCAUCAAAAAACUCCAUCGGGAACUGCCCCAAAUCGCGACGGCCGGACAGAACCUCCUAUAGAAGGACUUAAUUGACCUUUUUAUCAAAGUACGAGGACCUAUUUGACAGUUUUCCCUUCAUACUUCGACUAAAAGUGUCAAAUGCCUAAACCUCAAGGAGGUAUUUGAAAAUAACCCAUAUUGAAGUGUAUUUUGACUAUUUUCGACUCAUUUUAUCACAUUCCUUCCCAGACAGUAAUAAUUUGCGUAUAGUCCUAUACAGUGUACACUAUAACAAAGCAAGGCAGUACAGCCCUCGGAUUGUAGACCCACAGUUCAUCUUCGUCGUUCAAUCUAGGGCACACCCCAUUCCCUCUCCCGACAAGGGAAUCGAACCCGGGACCCUCCUUCUCUACCACGUCCGGGUCGCCCCCGACCCGGCCCGCGAUGACCCGGCAUACCAACAUCGCCCGCUUCACGCGCAUAAACUGGAACUCCUCCUCUAUCUCCUCCGGCACCGCCCGGUGGGCCUUCCACCCGGACGACUGCGUCGAGAUUCCGUCCAUCUUGGCGGAGAAUCCGCUCCUGAUGAUCCCGCACGCGCUGCAGAACUGGUAGCUGCACGCGCCGCCGCCGGAAACACCGCGGUUUAAGUCGCACAGGAAAGUGGAGCAGUGGAAUCUCAACAACUCGUUUCCGUCGGCGAUACACCGCGCGUCCCGCCUCCUCCCGGCUACUUCGCGUGCGGCUUUCGACUUCACGAACUCUCUGUAUUCUUCAAACCGGGCCAGAAUCUUCGGGCUAUUAUGGAUCUUCAGGAUCCGGUGUACAACCGGAUUCUUGGCUAUGGCGGGCCAACCCGUCUUGAAUAUAAUCCGAACGACAUUGUGGCCCGAAUCGCGGCCCUCGAGCUCCCAGAUCGCGUGCUUCACAAACUGAUGCUUCUCGAGAAGGCCGGCGACGAGGAAAAUCUCCCCGCAAAGGCUACAGGGAUAGAUAUUGGGUUGACCCGAUGGGGUAUCGAAAGCGGGUCGACCCGAUAUGAGCUUCUCCGGCGAGGCUAAAGGGGUGAAGAUGGGCUUUGCUAAUAAUCCAGAAGAGGAACAGGGAGACGGCCGGGAGGAAAGAUUAGGCGCCUGAGGAGGGAGGACGCAGCGGAAGAGGCGUUUAAUGAAGAACCAAGAAACAGACACAGCUCCGGCGGUGGUGCGGUGGUGUUCACGCCGGCGGCGGUGGGAGGCGGAGGAGGAGAUGAAACAGCCAAAGUGGAGGAGUAGGAGGCCAAGAACAGAUAAGAAGCUGGAGAAGAGUGGAUGUUUAGCCAUAUAAACUCCGGCUAGCGAGUCUGCAAGUGGCCGGAGCUAGUGAUGUAUAUACUAUAUAUACAUAUUUACGGGAUGUGUUGCUUUGGGGGAGGUAAGAUAUGAUUGCAGAUAAUGAUAACUGUCGAUGGAGGUGGGCGGGAGAAUGAAAGAGGUAGGGAUAGAAUUAAAGGAUGACAACUAUCUCAAGAGUCCAAGCAUGGCAGCACACUUAAUUAGAGUUAAUUAGGAGAACCUGAACUAGAUUUUAAUCACUGAGAGAUCAUUAGAGCAACCCCAAUGGGGGCUGUCUAGUGUAGGUUUAGUGCGCCACUUCAUCGGAAUUAGACAGGAUCCGUGUAUACAUAUGUCCAAUGCGUAUAGUCCUUUGCUGACAUGGCAAAAAAAAUCUACACACUGUGAUGGAGAACGUUUGAUUGUAGAAACCCGUCGAAACUUGCUGACUAGACAAAAAUCGGGCGCGGCUUCACAAAAAACUAGACAAAAUUUAGGCGCGGCUUCACAAAAAAAAAGAGGGAAAUCGAAAACUCAAAGCUAUCGUGAACUCUGAACACUCUUGCCGAACUGCCACAAAUAGUUCUCUCUGGUGUUUCCAUCACCGAAGAAGCUCUGGGUUCUCUCAAGUCUCAACAAGAACGGGUACAAUUUGACAUGGAUUCAGGGUCUAAUCCGUUCCCAAGCUCCCAACAUCCCAACCAUGCUAACCUGUCAAACCAAAUUCCAAAUCAGUUUACUCCCAUAAGCCAUCAGUUUCAGCCUCCAUAUCAGCUCAAUCCAUUAAAUGGUUCUUAUCCUCUUUAUAAUAUACCUUAUGGAUCUCAAUUCUCAUUCCAAAAUCUCUUAAACACUCCCAUUAUUUCAAGUGAGCCCACUGAAACACACAGUUCACACGGAGGAGGGAGAAGGAACCCCAAAGUUGUCCAUGAUAGUUCCAAUACUUCUCAACCUUUCACUCCUAAAAGAGAUUAUUGGAGUUCAGAAGAAGAUGUUGCACUAACAACAGCAUGGCUAUCUAUUUCUAUGGAUCCUGAUGUUGGUAACAAUCAGAAACUGACAACUAUGUGGGAGCGAAUCUUACAAGUUUGGAGGGACAUCAUGGGAGAUAAAUUUACUAAUGCUAGAAACAGUAACAGCAUCCAAUGUCGAUGGAACAAAAUGCAGAAAGCAAUCAAUAAGUUCCACGCAAUUUAUGAGAAACUUGGAAGGCAUCCUCAAAGUGGAUCAAAUCCAGAAGAUUUAAAAACAAAUGCGUUGAGAAUGUAUGAAAGGCUUUCAAGCAGUGGUAAUAAGAAAAAGGAAUUCAUGUAUGUGCAUUGCUGGGAACUUCUGAUAACGAAUCCAAAAUGGUGCACAAGUCAGCUCUCAAAGUCAUCGGCAGCAGAUAAAGAUGGUUUAGUCAAUGGUAACACAGUGGUUACAAAUAAGAACACACCUAAUGUGCGCAAUUGUUCUGUGGAGCCUGAGAAACUUACAUGUGAUGAUGUUGUGCGGCCAGAGGGAAGGAAGAGUUGUAAAGAAAGAAAGCGAAAGUUGAAUUCAGAAAAUGGAGUGAUAGAAGUGUUGAGUAAAUUACAGUGUACCUUUGACAAGCAAGUCGAAUUUAAUAUGGCAGAGAUGGAGUUGAAGAAGGAACUAAUGAGGAAGGAGAUAGAACUAAAAGAGAAUAGUCAAAAAAUGAAGAUGAAGGACCAAGAAAUGAGAGAGCGAGCCCAAAAAAGGUUAGAACAAGAACGCGUUAUGAAUGUUGAUUUGAGUAAGCUAUCACCUACUGCCAGAGCUACAUAUGAAAUGUUACAAGCUCAAAUAUCAAAGGAGUGGGGAAUUGGCAGCUUUUAUACUUGAAUACAUAGGAUAUAUAUUAAUGCAUUUUAGUUUCAAACAUGUCAGUUUCAUUUUAUUUCAAAGACUAUUAUUCCUUUAAGCAUUAGUGUUUUAGAUGGUUUAGUUAUAUAUUUCCUAAAAAUAUAUGAACCUUGUUUGUUUAUUAAUAACGUUAUUGAUUUGUUUGUUUU
Molecule: messenger RNA, 3764 nt
Organism: Cuscuta epithymum
Lineage: Eukaryota; Viridiplantae; Streptophyta; Magnoliopsida; Solanales; Convolvulaceae
Source: the annotation of a GenBank genome assembly